This is a messenger RNA of Caenorhabditis auriculariae, 2258 nucleotides long. NCBI's taxonomy places the organism in Eukaryota, Metazoa, Nematoda, Chromadorea, Rhabditida, Rhabditidae. The record is from the annotation of a GenBank genome assembly.
AUGAGUGAAGAAGAUGACUGCUUUUGCCCAACUGCUCGAUCCGGUUUUAAUUUGAUUUUCUAAACAGUCGUUGAUUCACUACGAGUUUUUCACGAUGCUCAAAGGAAUAGGAAUUUUCGAUAACUUAUCUUGGCAGGAUUUGAGAGAACAUAGUUUAAAGUAAUCUAGGAAUUUUUUCUUACCGACAAGCUCCUGUUCAAUUAAUUUUUGAUUCAUUAGAUUCAUAUUCCUUUGUUUUGUAAAAUAUCAGAAAAUACAACUUUUCAGUAUCAAUGGAGUCGAUGGGGGCCGGAUAUAUCUCGAAAAAAGAAAUAAGUUGUGAAAAUGUGCGUAAAGCGGUACAAAUUCGGAUAAAACAGGUGAUAAUAUUUAUGAACGAAUUUGGUUUUUCCUAAUUCCUUGAAAGUAUUUCGGCAGCUUUUGAGCUUUUCUGUCUUACGAGUUUGAUCUUAGCGCUCUAGGACGUUUUCUAAUUUUCUACAGAUUUCAAAUUCUUUCAAAACACCCCAUUUUUUCACCUUUAACUGAUCCUUGAUUAAUUGGUUCUAAAAACUUGAAACUUUCAGUAGCUAACUAUAGAGCUUUAAGCUUCCAGUGUUCGUUUCAAAAGCAAACUAGUGAUCACUUUGGUCUUACCUUUUUCCACUCGAAUGACCUUUUACGAACGAAGAGAGCUUCUAGUCUCUGUCAUAAAGAUUAAGAUUGUUAAUAAAGAUUGCUACAACUCUUUCUCUGACCUUCCCUAUUUCGUCGUUAUCUAGCUGCGAGAAAACGACGAAAUAGUGGAGGUCAGAGAACGAGUUGUGUCGAUUUUUAUGCGCCCCAAACGAAAGAGUGUUCUUUAGAAGCCAAGAUCUACUUGUAAGAUAAACCUCAAAAUUGCUAAUAACUUAUCUUUUCAGUUUUGACUCGAGGUUUCUUUAGUAAUUUUGUGGCUACUCGAGUGAUUUGGUCGCAAAAAGAAACUUUCAAGGCUUUGCUAAGCUGUACUCCUGUAGUGCUCAUUAAAGCGAUGACUAGAAGAACUUUCAAGUUAUUUCUGUAGGUCUUUUUCUCAAGAUCAUCUCUUUUGGAUGCACGAAACCGUCCACAGAAAAAUCUGGAAGUGCGAUAAAAGGGAGAAAAAUUUCAAAAAAUAUUCGAUUUACCGGAAUUGCGUCAGCUAUUUUAUAUGCAUUCCAAUUCAAAAUGAAAGCAAAAUAUUUGCUUCCCAGCUCAUUCAAUACAGACCAAGAAAUGUGACUCAGGUUGUUUGAAACACCAGUUUUUGUUUCAAAAACAACAAGAUGAUGAAAAAACGGAGAAGUUUGCAGCGUUAUAAUUGUGAAGAACAGAGGAUCACGUCGAUGAAAGCUCCUUUCCGAGGUUUUGCGGUUUUCGUCCGUUUCCACUGUAGGGCGAGGAUUCAUCAUGUUCGGACUGUCAGGCUUCCAGGUUCACAUUAUAAUAAUAGAUAGUUUAUUCACUGCCAUUAUUUAACAUAAAUAAUUGAAGAAUAGAUGAUCAAGUGAAGGAAUAGGCAGAGAAAUAACAAUACACGGGAAAGAGUCAACCCCAACGAGUUGACGGGUACCCGGAAAUAUGGCAAAUUCACAGGAGACGAGAGGGGAUAUUUUCAUGAAAGGCUUCAAACGGAAGAGCAUUCAACUUUUUACGCAGAGUUUCAGGGGUAACGUUAAAAUCUAAAUAAGAAGUUAGUUUAUUCCAAAGAGGAAUAGUUCUAGAAAAAAAGUCAUUAGAAAACUGACCAGUAGUCCGUAGUCGAAGAAUUGAAGUCGGAAUGAAAUGGGAGACAAAAAUCGGAAUGAAUAGGAAAUAAAUGAGUGAAUAGAAAUGAAUAAUUUUUUCAUAUAAGAUGGCUGCAAAAAGUCUUGAAAAAAUGAUCCUGAAGAAGCGAUGAAUGGAUUCUCUAACCAAGGAAAAGAUUGGAAAUUUCGUAGAAAUUGCUGACUAAAAAUGUAUCGGGAAGAAAAAUAAGCUUACGUUUGGACUAGUAGGCUUAGUUUCCAUUGAAAUUAGUGGAAAAAGUUGAAUGAAUGAAAAAAUCCUCGAUUUGGGGCAUGCCCGGGCAUAAAGGUCUUAAGAAGCGAUGACUAGGCGCUCCAGUGAUAAUUUUGAUAAUCAGUACUUGUGGGUUUGAAAGCAGAGUCGGCAAAAUAAUAUCAUAAUUGAUUUAUGGACAAUGAAAAGUCGAAAAUUUAACUUUUCCAGAAGUCUUAUCGCCGCAGAACAAAGAGGCGGACGAAUCUAAUGGCUAG